AGGGCGGGUGGGAAGAUGGCGGCCACUGCCGCCGGUGGGCUCCCUGGGAAGGGGCAUGAUAUCAGCCUGGCGGCCCUGCAGCGCCACGACCCCUACAUCAGUCGCAUCGUGGAUGUGGCCAGCCAGGUGGCUCUGUACACUUUCUUCCAUCGGGCCAACAAGUGGGAGAAGACUGAUGUGGAAGGAACCUUAUUUGUUUAUACAAGGUCUGCCUCUCCAAAGCACGGAUUCACCAUUAUGAAUAGGCUCAGCAUGGAGAACAGGACAGAACCCAUUACUAAAGACCUGGACCUCCAGCUCCAGGACCCUUUCCUUCUCUACAGAAAUGCCACAUUGUCCAUUUAUGGAAUUUGGUUUUAUGAUAAGGAAGAGUGCCAAAGAAUUGCAAAAUUGAUGAAAAACCUCACUCAGUGCGAACAGCUGAAGGCCUGUCAUGGCGCUGGAGCAGGAUCCUCCCCAGUGCGCCUGAGUUCAGGAGAGGGAAGAGAAGUGGAUAUCUUACAGAUGCUCACGAAGGCAAAGGAUGAAUACACAAAGUGUAAGAGUUGUUCUGAGCCAAAACAGAUGACCAGCUCUUCUGCCAUCUGUGACAACCCCAAGCUUAUCAAGCCUGUGCCUGUGAGACCCAGUAGCAGCCAGAGGCUGCAAGAGCCCCCACCCAACAAGACCUCGGACCCUGAGCCCCAACACUUAUCUUUGACAGCUCUGUUUGGGAAACAAGACAAAGCUCCCUGUCACGAAACUCUGAAAUCUUCCCAGACCUUCGUCCACCACCAUCACCACCACCUCCACCACCACCAGCAUCAGCAGCAAGAACAGCUUCUAGUUCGUCAAGGAGUCACAUGCUCCCUGCCCUAUGAAGAGCCCAGAAAGCUCUCACUCCCAGUGGAGAAGCAGCUAUGCCCAGCCAUUCAGAAACUAAUGGUCGGAAACACAGGGCUGCACCUGCUGCCACAGCACCCUGAACAGUGGCCCUGUGAAAGUGGCAGCCCCAGUCAUGUGGGGGGAGUUCCUCCCUGUACUGUCCAGCUGGGGUCCCCCUGGAACGGUAGGACUGCCUGCUGUGCACAGAGCACUGCCCGCUGUGCCCAGAGCACUUGCAGAAACCACAAGCUACUAGAGCAGCUUCAAGGUGCCUCUGGGGCAGCGCACAAGUGUAAGCCCUGUGCACCUGCCAGGCUGUCUGCAGCCACUCAGGUGACUCCGGGCCAAAAUGCAGCCCAGUCACAGCUGGUAUACUUCGGCGGUCCCCUUCCUCCUCCCACACCAGGACAUGAAGCUCUCAGGAGGGAGCAGUGUGCACUCCCAGCACACGUGCUGCCCUUCUCUGGCAGCCAGGAGAGCAGCCCCAGUGUGCUCCCCACUCAGGAGCUGCUGAGAAAGCUCCAGGCCGUACAUCAGGAGCAGCAGCUCCAGGCGGUCCCCCGGCCAGCCUUAGCAGCCAGGUUCCCCAUGUCAGCCCAGGGCUCAGGGACAGAAAAGCCCUUGGAAGCCUGGGCCAGCAAGACAUCCAGCAUGGAGAAACAGGCUCCUCCUCUGCAGAUCACCUCAGCUCAGUGUAUCCCUGCUCCAGUGACUUCUCUGCUGAUGCCCCCUGUGGUUUUCACACAGUCCACCUGUGCCCCAUUGAGGGAGACUGAAUCCGGGCUCAUGCCCCUAGGAGGCCAAGAACUUCCUGCUGCCUCCUCCAGCCUCCUUUUGCCCCUACAGAACUGGGAAUCCUCCACUGUGGCCAGCAGGCCCCUCACCAGGCUGCAGCUCCAGGAGGCACUGCUGAACCUCAUCCAGAAUGAUGACAGCUUCUUAAGCAUAAUCUAUGACACCUAUCUCUUCAGUGUGACACAAGCGGCCAUGAGGAAAGCCACGUAACCAACUACAGGAGAGCAAAGACCGUGAGGGUGGACUCUCUAGGUCCUUCCUGUGGACUGGUGGGACCAAACAUGUUUCUGCCUUUUUAACAAAGUAUAGUAAUACAAAGUAAAAUGUUUUUGUACUGUCAAAUAUCUUGGGGGUUUUUUGUUCCUUGUAUUUGAAGAAUUCCAUCUUCCUGUAUACAAAUUGAGUGGGUAGAUGAUUCGAGCUCAGUUCAUAUAAGAUUAAAUUUUUCCUACAUUUAUAAGGCCAUUUUAAAAAGAAUUUGGGCUCUUCAUAGGAGAGGAUGUUCUCAGAGCCGUUUAUUAAUAGCUCAAGCUAAAGAGAGCAAUUUCCUGGUGUUAGGCUCUGUGUGCCAUGGUGCUCGAUAACCACCAGGGGGCAAUAUUACCCCACAAGUCAUCUACUAAGGGUUUCAUGAGCUCUUAGAAGUCAACCUUUCAUUUGUAAAGCUCUGUUCGGUGUGUUUCGUCUGAGCCUUUGGAGAAAGAAUCUUUCUGAGGGCGUUUCUGGCCAGUGUCUAUCUAGGAGCUGUCACCAGUGGCCCAAGACAUGAAGCAAUGGUCACGUUUCUCAAUUCAGGAUACUCCUUGAGGCCCAAACAGCUCUUGCUUUCAAACAGACACUCAACUCACAUUUAGAAAUGGUGCUGAAGGGAGGUCGCAUGAGAAUAGGUAGUGACUAUUUGUGGGCAGAAGGUCAACGAUUCUCCGAGCUCUGUGGAGUCCUCUGCUGUGUCCUGUGCAGAGAUAAGAAGCAGAAGAGCCUGGCAGUCCCCGAAGGGCGGGCGAGUGUGGAAAUUGACCCCUGCUGAAUAUGCACAAUGAAUAAAGCUUCAUGUCUUUACUGCCUUAGAUAUUCCUGGAUUGUAAAAAGAUCUUUGGGUUAGUGCUUCCUAGAAGAACCUUAUUCUUUCUAUGGAGAGUUUAAAAUGGAGGCCGGGAUGGGGGUGCAGGUUUCCUUCCAACUUCUGAUGCCCAGACCAGGACCAGAAGCCUAGCAGCAGGGGACAUGACCUGUCCUGUAGGAGGGCUGGCAGGCUUUCCCCUAAGGAAGAAUGGCGGACUGAGGAGGAGCUGCCCUCUGUCCGGCUUCGCUGUGCUGUGCUUUGUCCCACAUCUGCUGCGUCAGCCUCUGGAAGGGAUGCCUCCCGUAUGUCAUCCCACACUGCUGGAGCCCAUAAGUAUCUCGCAAACACUCGCCAGUAAUUAUACCUGCCUCCACUCCACAGUCUCGUAAGGAGAAGGAAGCCAGAGAGACGUCUGUGCUUCUGUGGUCCUAAGUCAGUAAAAACAGCAUCACUUUGGUAACAUGUCUACUAAAAUUGGAGCAAUAUUAGGCUGGGAAUAUGGCCCUGUGGAGAGACUUCCCUACAUAAGGUUCUGGGCUCAAUCCCUAGCACUUAAAGAAAACAAACAGAAAAAAAAAUGUGGCUUGGUGAUAAAUGUAAGCAAAAUAAAAUCAUGGAGAAUGUUUUAACAUUCUAUAAUUGCAUGUUUAAAGAUGCUUCUGCAGCCAGAGAAAGAUGAAUUUCAUUCCUAACAUUUCUGAUGUAUUUGUGUCAAUGGGUAGCUUUAUUUUAUGAAAUUGUUUCGCUUUCUUCACAUGAAUGAGUAAAACUGUAGCAGCAGCAGCAGCUGCUGCCCUUGGCAGAGCAAGCCAGGAUGGGAGGUCAGAGGCCAUGCAGCCUUUUUAAACCAGUGCUACAGGCGUCUGUUUUGACAAAAUGGUGCGUUCUCCAUCGUCCAUUGUUCUAAGUCAUCUUAAAAGCGGCAAGCCAAUUCCUUUAGACCAAAGAUGGCCACCCGCAGAACAGUCAGGAUGGGUGCUUCCCUCCUUACCUCAGCAGGCCAGAGUUGUCUACGGAGCCCCAUGGACACAGGAAGAGACAGAUCAGAAUGGUUUUCUAGGCACCCAGGACUGCUCUUCCCGUGUAAAUUUCCUCUUCCUGUGCCACGUCCUGAACCCAAAUUCAGCUUCCACUUCAUGGUCUCUGUCCCAGCAGCUGUUUUGACCACCUUGGAUUUCAGGUAGAACCUGGAAUACUGUGGCUAAGGCAGCUUCAUCCGGUGCGGUGGGUGUCACCUUGCAGAGCCAGGGGAGUCAGGUGGAACAUGAGUGGGGUCCCUUGGCCCUGCCUUCAGCUCCUGGACCAGUCCCUUUAUGAGACCCCUUAUUCAUGAAUUAGAGACCUCACGGAGUCCAAAAGACUAAACUGUCAUAGUCCAGGGCUACGUGACCGUCAUUGGGAGGGACCCACAGCUGCUCAGGGCGGCGGCUCCUAACAUCGCCCUGACAGCAUUACCUGAGGGCCACCUUGCUGUGUCCCCCUACUUUACUGAUGCGGUGGAAGCAGUCUUGUCCCUUCUUUAUGAAGGAACUCGUGAACUGCGGCGCUGAUGUCACUGUAUUCCUGUGUGCGACCCUGGCUUAAGUUAAGUUCCUGUCAUUGUGACCUCAAGCCUGAGAUGAAUCCACUUGAAGGAUAAAUACUUUCCUUUGGGACACAGUUCCACGGGUUUCAGUGCGUGGCCGGCUGGCUCUGUUGAUGUGAGAUCUCUUGAUGAGAGGUAGAAAGCCAGGGUGGAACAAAGCUUUUACCUUGUGGCAGCCGGGAAGCAAAGAGGAAGAGGAGGUCUGUGCUGGCCAGAUCUGUGUCAUCUUCACACAAGCUGGAGUCAUCACAGAAGAGGAAACCCCAGUUCAGAAAAGGGCUCCCUAAGAUAGGGCUGUAGGCAAGCCUGUAAGCCUGGGGGAGGGCCGAGCCCAUUGUGGGUGGUGCCAUCCCUGAGCUAGUGGUUCUGGGUUCCGGAAGGAAGCAGCCUGAAUGAGCCAUGUGGAACAAGGCAGUAAGCAGCACCGACCACACCCCCCCCCCAUGGCCUCUGCAUCGGCU
Messenger RNA from Microtus ochrogaster (prairie vole), 4768 nucleotides. RefSeq names its product decapping mRNA 1B (gene Dcp1b). The record is from RefSeq and is a predicted model, not a curated record. NCBI's taxonomy places the organism in Eukaryota, Metazoa, Chordata, Mammalia, Rodentia, Cricetidae. Gene Ontology annotation, biological process: positive regulation of catalytic activity; deadenylation-dependent decapping of nuclear-transcribed mRNA; deadenylation-independent decapping of nuclear-transcribed mRNA. Gene Ontology annotation, cellular component: P-body. Gene Ontology annotation, molecular function: enzyme activator activity; mRNA binding.